AGAACGCAGAGGAUCCUCUCUACACGGCCGAAGCCAACGCAGGAAACCCAAAAAAAAACUAGGGUUUUAGCGUUCCAUCAUUAAUUAAUUUAAUAAAGAGAUCAAGAGGAGGAAGGAAAAAGCUCAAAAUGUCGACGAAAACCCUAGCUCGAGCUGGGUCAUCUCUCAUCAAUCGCCUCCUCGUCUCUAACCCCCUUAAACAAAACAAUGUCCUUCCUAAUUUGCUUCAGAUUUCCUCGAAUCCUCCUCCUCUUCGUUCGCUGCUCGACAAGAUGCGGAUCGAUCGGAACCCUAGCCGUGUUCAAGAAUCUGAUGCUGGAGGAGGAGACGCUGAUGCCCUGAAGAGAAUAGCUUCUCCCGAUGGGAUUUACUUCCCUUGUGGUCUCCCUUCUCUCCGAUUCUUCAUCGAUGAUGAAGGAGAUGAUGCUUUAUCAAAUGAUCCAUUGCUCCUGCUCCCUAAAAGAACCUACCAGCCAAGCACUAUCAAGCGCAAGAGGACUCAUGGUUACCUUGCGCGCAAGGCGACUAAAGGAGGGCGUAAGGUUAUUAAGCGAAGGAUAGCAAAAGGGCGAGCGAGAAUUGCAGUAUGACAUCUGUCAGUCAUAACUAGCAGGUUUACUAUAAGGCAACAUCGAAUCACUUGAAGUUAUGGAAGCUGUAUUUAAAAGCUUUGUUUGUUCUCCUCUGUUGUAAACUUUGGGCCAACCAUCCAUCCUAGUGUUCAAAUCCUGGUUUGCUGAAACAGCUAUGGUGAGAAUAAUUCUUCAGUAUUUGUUUUAUUUGGUAUUUAUAUCUCAGCAUGCUACUAUCCAAUGCUUUUGCCCUGUGCAUGUUUGCUUGGCAAAUGUCGGCCUGUUUAGAACACUAAUGGCUCUUCAUAACUUCUUGCUUUGUUUCUAGACUCUCUUGAUCACGUUGCUUUCUUUCUUU
Messenger RNA from Asparagus officinalis (garden asparagus), 930 nucleotides. RefSeq lists its product as uncharacterized. The transcript has 3 exons. Gene Ontology annotation, biological process: translation. Lineage: Eukaryota; Viridiplantae; Streptophyta; Magnoliopsida; Asparagales; Asparagaceae. The coding region runs from base 129 to 590 and encodes 153 amino acids. Gene Ontology annotation, molecular function: structural constituent of ribosome. Gene Ontology annotation, cellular component: ribosome; mitochondrial large ribosomal subunit. The record is from RefSeq and is a predicted model, not a curated record.